Messenger RNA from Aspergillus puulaauensis, 699 nucleotides. RefSeq names its product aspartate/glutamate racemase family protein. The record is from RefSeq and is a predicted model, not a curated record. The transcript has a single exon. NCBI's taxonomy places the organism in Eukaryota, Fungi, Ascomycota, Eurotiomycetes, Eurotiales, Aspergillaceae. Bases 1 to 699 code for a protein of 232 amino acids.
AUGACGGAGAACUGCGUGCGCUUGGUGCAGCCAACGCUGCCCCGGGAUGCGGAGGUGAUAGGCUUCACCGCGUCUAGCCAUACCGCUCCCACCGCAGUAGAGGGCUUCUCAGACGCAGCAAUAUCUGCAGCAGAGGCAGCUCGCCAGGUCGUAUCUCUGAGAGACCAGUAUGACGCGGUUCUUGUGGCGUGCUACAGCGACCACGCGCUCAUCAAGGUCCUCCGCGAAGAACUGGACACGCCAGUCGUUGGGAUCAUGGAGGCCAGUCUAUUCAUUGCGCGCACACUGGGCGGGCGCUUUGGGAUUCUGGGGACGAGCGAACAGUCGAAGGUUUCGUUGGAAGAUACGGUUCGUCAUUAUGGGUUUGCGGGAUACUGUGCGGGAGUGGCGAGCUGUGGCUUGGGUGUUUUGGAGCUGAAAACGAGGCCAGAAGAGGAGGUUAUCCAGACUACGUGUAAUGUGGCAAGAGAUUUGGUAGCCAGGGGUGCGGAUACACUGACCUUGGGAUGUGCUGGGAUGAUCAAGCUGCAACCCGCAAUCCAGAGCGCUGUGGGCGAGGAUGUACAAGUCAUUGAUGGAGUCGCUGCGGGUGUACAGCAUCUCAUUGGGAUAGUCAGGAUGGGUUGCAAAACAGCAAAGUCUGGGUUGUACAGGAGUGCGGCCAUGAGAAGAGAGGCCCGAGGUCAAUUAUUCUUUUGA